AUGCAGGGGCGAGUAGGGGAUGGACCGGGAGGAGCCGGCGCGAUCUUCGUUGGGGGGUUGCUUACCGUACCGGCGCCGACCUCUCGUCGCUCUUUCCGUUACGACGGCCCUCGACCCCCUCCUUCGGGGCAGACGCAGAUGCAGCCGGAGAGCGGCAGUGAGGAGGAGGAUGAGGAGGAGGAUGGUGAGGGCGAGAAGGAGGAGGACACUGAGGGGAGCGGGGAUGACAGCGAGGCGGGGUGGGACCCAGAGACGCAUGGCGGUGGGCAGGGGGGAGAUGAUGAUGAUGAAGACCACGAGAUGGAUCGGUUGGAGCCAGAGGGGCGGGAGGAGGAGGUGGGAGAGGGUGGAAGGGCGGCGACAGAGGCGGGAUCACAGCAUGUGCGUGAAGGGGGAGGGAGCGUGGGGGUUACGGUGGGGGGGAGAAAUGCCGUGACCAUUAGGGAGCCGAGGCAGAGGAAGAAGGCCAACAAGUUGAGGGAGCGGGCGUAUCCCUGCACGUUCACUGGGGAGCCCUUGGGCGAGGGUGUGAUCGCUCCCGAGUUCCUAGACGAGGACGGAGGGUCCGAGAGUAGUAAGGGGACUAGCAAGGGGGAGACGUUUCCCCGUGGGGGCUACAAGGGAGUGCCGGAUGGCUACGUCUAUCAGUGGCCACAUGCCAAGACUUGGCCGCAGCUCGCCAAGGGGAAAGGGAUGGCGACUGGUGGAGGUCAUGGGUCAGGCGGGAUGGAGCGGUGGAUGACAACCAAACUGACCUCGUUUCGUGAGCUACUCAUCCUGCUAAACCGCAACUGCGCGCAGAAGAACUUCAUCCCCUCGCGCUGGACGGUUUCCCGCGACACAGUGGUCUAUGCGGCUGCCGCUCUUCAGUCAGCCAUUGCGGAGAUGCUGGGGAAGGAGGGGGAGCUGGGGUGCAGGGUGUCGUUCACCAUCGACAUGUGGACGGCGCCCAACAACAGGGCGUGGCUAGUGGUAACGGGUCACUGGAUUGACGAUAAUUACCAGUUGCGCACAAUGGUGUUUGAAUUCCGCGAGAUUCACGGGCGUCACACGGGCAAGCAUAUGGCGAGGGUGGUUGAGGAGACGGUGGUGCAGUGGGGGUUGGAGACGCGUUGUUUUGGGUUCACCUCAGACAACGCCUCCAGCAACACUGCCGCUUUCAGAUGGAUGUCGGAGGAGGGUGGUGGCCAGUGCUUCUUCAACUCGCGCAUGCACUUCCGGUACGAAAGGGAGUGUGCGUGGGAUGUGCGAUGA
Messenger RNA from Closterium sp. NIES-65, 1254 nucleotides. The record is from the annotation of a GenBank genome assembly. Lineage: Eukaryota; Viridiplantae; Streptophyta; Zygnematophyceae; Desmidiales; Closteriaceae.